GGCCGUUCCCAUCCCUGACGCCCGGGGGAUCCCGAGCCUGCCUCGGGGCUGGAGCCCGCCCCCCACGCCAUCUGAGCUGCCGUGCGCGGCGCACCACCCUCCCCAGUGGACCGAACUGGAAAGGGCGGGAGAGCUUUCCUCCAGGGCUCACGAAUUGAGGUCCCGGCCCCAGGACCCCGAAGCUGCCCAGUGGCUCACGUCCCAGGCCCUAGCCCUUACACCGCCUUCCCUGACUUUCGGGGCGGUAGAGGAGGGUCACGGCCCUCCUGGCAAAGCCGAUGUAAGUAGAAGGGGGACUCAUCUCCAGAACGGGGGGACAGCCCCGAUGACCUCGCAGCUCCACGGCUCCAUUGGCCAGAUUUCCAGGACCAGGACUGAAGCCUCACUCCCCCGGCUCUGCUGCUAAUAGUGAGGUCUCCCUGCCCGGUGCUCCUGCGAGCCAUGGCAGCCCCAUUCUCCAACCCUCUUUCCAGUAGUGACCCAGGCCUCGGGGGUUCAGGGUGACCACAAGGUCUCCUCCACUCUACAGCCCGGGCCCAGAUGGCUCAAGAGCUCCCCACUCCAGCCAGAGUCCCUGUUUCCCCAAAGAGGGGAGGGCCCACCCCAACUCCCGCUCACUUCUCCUCCUGUCUCUGUAGCUUCUCUGGGCCCUGCCUGGACAGGCCUGCCUGCGUGCUGGGACAUGUCUGGCCUCCAAGGACCGUCGGUGGGCGAUGGCUGCAGCGGUGGAGGGGCCAGAGCUGGAGGCAGCUGCUGCUGCAGGAGAUGCUUCGGAGGAUGCAGACGCAGGGUCCAGGGUGCGGCCUUUCCUGGGUGGCAACCGGCUGAGCUUGGACCUGUAUCCCGGGGGCUGCCAGCGACUGCUGCACUUGUGUGUCCAGCAGCCUCUUCAGCUGCUGCAGGUGGAAUUCUUGCGUCUGAGCACUCACGAGGACCCUCAGCUGCUGGAGGCCACCCUGGCCCAGCUGCCUCAGAGCCUGUCCUGCCUCCGCUCCCUGGUCCUCAAAGGAGGGCAACGCCGGGACACACUGGGUGCCUGUCUCCGGGGUGCCCUGACCACCCUGCCCGCUGGUCUGAGUGGCUUGGCCCAUCUGGCCCACCUGGACCUGAGCUUCAACAGCCUGGAGACGCUGCCGGCCUGUGUCCUGCGGAUGCGAGGUCUGGGUGCACUCUUGCUGUCUCACAACUGUCUCUCUGAGCUGCCUGAGGCUCUGGGGGCCCUCCCCGCCCUCACCUUCCUCGCGGUGACACACAACCGCCUGCAGACGCUGCCCCCAGCACUGGGGGCCCUAUCCACCCUGCAGCGCCUCGAUCUCUCUCAGAACCUGCUGGAUACGCUACCUCCUGAGAUUGGAGGCCUGGGCAGCCUCCUGGAGCUCAACCUGGCCUCCAACCGGCUACAGAGCCUCCCGGCCUCCCUGGCGGGUCUUCGGUCCUUGCGGCUCCUUGUCCUGCACAGCAACCUCCUGGCGUCUGUGCCAGCCGGCCUGGCCCGCCUGCCACUCCUCACCCGGCUCGACCUAAGGGACAACCAGCUCCGGGACCUGCCCCCUGAGCUGCUAGACGCCCCCUUUGUGCGCCUGCAGGGGAACCCCCUGGGUGAGGCCUCACCAGACGUCCCAAGUUCACCAGUGGCAGCCCUCAUUCCAGAAAUGCCCAGACUGUUCUUGACCUCAGAUUUGGACAGCUUUCCUGUGACUCCUCGAGGCUGCUCAGUGACCCUGGCCUGUGGUGUCCGCCUGCAGUUCCCAGCGGGAGCCACCGCCACCCCCAUCACCAUCCGCUAUCGGCUGCUGCUGCCAGAGCCAGGCCUCGUCCCCCUGGGUCCUCAUGAUGCCCUGCUCAGCCAUGUGCUGGAGCUGCAGCCGCAUGGGGUGGCCUUCCAGCAGGACGUGGGGCUGUGGCUGCUCUUCACCCCACCACGGGCCCGGCGCUGCCGUGAAGUGGUGGUCAGGACCCGGAAUGACAACAGCUGGGGUGACCUGGAGACCCACUUGGAGGAAGAGGCACCCCAGCGGCUCUGGGCUCACUGCCAGGCACCCCACUUCUCCUGGUUCCUUGUGGUUUCCCGCCCUGUGUCCAAUGCCUGCCUGGUGCCACCAGAGGGGACAUUGCUGUGCUCCUCGGGUCAUCCUGGGGUCAAGGUCAUCUUCCCCCCUGGGGCCACUGAGGAACCUCGUCGAGUCUCCAUGCAGGUGGUGCGCAUGGCUGGCCGAGAACUGCAGGCCCUCCUAGGAGAACCAGAGGCUGCAGUGAGCCCCCUGCUGUGCCUCUCACAGAGCGGUCCCCCCAGCUUCCUCCGACCGGUCACCGUGCAGCUGCCUCUGCCCUCUGGCAUCACAGGCCUCAGUCUGGACCGCUCCCGUCUGCACCUGUUGUACUGGGCCCCUCCUGCAGUCACCUGGGAUGACAUCACAGCUCAGGUGGUCCUGGAGCUCACCCACCUGUACGCACGCUUCCAGGUCACACACUUCUCCUGGUCAGUGCCCCCCAGCUUUCUCAGCCCCCCUUCCCCAGUCUGUACAGCCCCCCUCACCCCCAGCCCUCCCAGGUACUGGCUCUGGUACACCACCAAGAACUGCGUGGGAGGCCUGGCUCGGAAGGCCUGGGAGCGGCUGCGGCUGCACCGUGUGAACCUCAUCGCUCUGCAGCGGCGCCGGGACCCUGAGCAGGUCCUUCUGCAGUGCCUGCCCCGAAACAAGGUGGAUGCCACCCUUCAGCGGCUGCUGGAGCGGUACCGGGGCCCCGAGCCCUCUGACACGGUGGAGAUGUUCGAGGGCGAAGAGUUCUUUGCGGCCUUCGAGCGCGGCAUCGACGUGGAUGCUGACCGCCCUGACUGCGUGGAGGGCAGAAUCUGCUUUGUCUUCUACUCGCACCUGAAGAAUGUGAAGGAGGUAUACGUGACUACCACUCUGGACCGGGAGGCCCAGGCUGUGCGGGGCCAGGUGUCCUUCUACCGUGGCACGGUGCCUGUGCAGGUACCCGAGGAGGCUGAGGCUGCCCGGCAGAGGAAGGGCGCAGACGCCCUGUGGAUGGCCACUCUGCCCAUCAAGCUGCCGAGACUUCGGAGCUCUGAGGAGCCACGGCGGAGGGCUGGCCUCUCCUUGGCGCCCUUGAACCUGGGAGAUGCUGAGACCGGCUUUCUGACACAGAGCAACCUGCUGAGCGUGGCUGGGCGCCUGGGUCCAGACUGGCCAACUGUGGCCCUGCACCUGGGCGUGUCCUACCGUGAGCUGCAGCGCAUCCGGCACGAGUUCCGGGAUGAUCUGGAUGGGCAGAUCCGCCACAUGCUCUUCUCCUGGGCUGAGCGCCAGGCUGGGCAGCCAGGGGCUGUGGGACUCCUGGUGCAGGCCCUGGAGCAGAGUGACCGGCAGGACGUGGCAGAAGAGGUGCGUGCAGUCUUGGAGCUCGGCUGCCGCAAGUACCAGGACGGCAUCCGACGCACGGGUUUAGCCCCCAAGGACCCCGCUCUGCCUGGCUCGUCAGCUCCACAGCCCCCAGAGCCUGCCCAGGCCUAGGCCCCACAGACUUUGGGCUGGCCCGGACAUUCCCCAGUGGAUGGGCAGAGCCCCCACCUUCAAGCCUUUCCAGUGUGUGGGGACAGGGGUCCCCGUGGGCAACAAACCCGCACUGUUUCUUUCGCCA
This is a messenger RNA of Macaca mulatta (Rhesus monkey), 3645 nucleotides long. It is a transcript of the gene PIDD1, whose product is annotated as p53-induced death domain protein 1. NCBI's taxonomy places the organism in Eukaryota, Metazoa, Chordata, Mammalia, Primates, Cercopithecidae. Gene Ontology annotation, cellular component: cytoplasm. Gene Ontology annotation, biological process: signal transduction; apoptotic process; DNA damage response. The record is from RefSeq and is a predicted model, not a curated record. Gene Ontology annotation, molecular function: protein binding.